Messenger RNA from Salvelinus fontinalis (brook trout), 3740 nucleotides. RefSeq names its product transmembrane 4 L6 family member 1-like. Bases 2227 to 2817 code for a protein of 196 amino acids. The transcript has 4 exons. The record is from RefSeq and is a predicted model, not a curated record. Lineage: Eukaryota; Metazoa; Chordata; Actinopteri; Salmoniformes; Salmonidae. Gene Ontology annotation, cellular component: membrane.
CUGAAGCCUGCAUUUCCCAAUCAUAAUUUAGUUCACCCAAGAAUGAGGUUGUGACUGAGUAAAAUGAAUGAUCUUCCAGAUAGACUGUUUCUGUGUUACUGUAGGUCUGUGAGGAUGGGUUAGUGUAUUCUUCUCUCUUCUGUUGAUAUUUUACAUUUACAUUUUAGUAAUUUAGCAGACGCUCUUAUCCAGAGCGACUUAGUGCGUUCAUUUUAAAAUAGCUAGUUGAGACCACCGCAUAUCACAGUCAUAGCAAGUACAUUUUCCCUCAAAGUAGUUAUCAGCAAAGUCAGUGCUAGUAGGAGAGAAUUGAUGGCUCAGGUAGACCACACCUGCCAAUAAACUCAAUGUCACAACCUAAUAACGCACAACAUCUGCCAUGGGUCUGAUUUGGAGGAAUGGUUUUUGGUUUAAAAUGUCUGUGUAGGGUUAGAACUAUCUGCUUUUACAAAAAUAAAACCCAAGUCUUAUUUGACACUAACAAAUACUCUUGUCAUACCUUCGUAUACUGGUCAUACAGUGCAUUCGGAAAGUAUUCAGACCCCUUGACUUUUUCCACAUUUAGUUUCCCACCCCCUCAUUAAUCUAAACACAAUACCCCAUAAUGACAAAGAAAAAUCAGGGUUCUAUACAUUUUUGCACAGGGAAUCUUGUUUAUCAUGGUCUGAGAGUCCUUUAGGUGCCUUUUGGCAAACUCCAAGCAGGUUGUCAUGUGCCUUUUUCUGAGGAGUGGCUUCCGUCUGGCCGAUCUAACCUAAAGGCCUAGUUGGUCGAGUGCUGCAGAGAUGGUUGUCCUUCUGGAAGGUUCUCCCAUCUCCACAGAGGAACUCUGGAACUGAGUCAGAGUUACCAUCGGGUUCUUGGUCACCUCCCUGACCAAGGCACUUCUCCCCCGAUUGCUCAGUUUGGCCGGGCGGCCAGCUCUAGGAAGAGUCUUGGUGGUUCCAAACUUCUUCCAUCUAAGAAUGAUGGAGGUCACUUUGUUCUUGGGGACCUUCAAUACUGCAGAAAUAUUUUGGUACCCUUCCCCAUAUCUGUGCCUCAACACAAUCCUGUGUCCGAGCUCUACGGACAAUUCCUUUCGACCUCAUGGUUUGGUUUUUGCUCUGACAUACACUGUCAACUGUGGGACCGUAUAUAUAGACAGGUUUGUGCCUUUCCAAAUCAUGUCCAAUCAAUUGAAUUUACCACAGGUGGACUCUAACCAAGUUGUAUAAACAUCUCAAGGAUGAUGGAAACAGGAUGCACCUGAGCUCAAUUUCAAGUCUCAUAUGAAUGAGUCUGAAUACUUUUGUAGAUAAGGUUUUUCUGUUGUUAAUGUGUAAUACAUUUGCGAACAUUUCUAAAAAACUUUCACAUUGUCAUUAUGGGGUAUUGUGUGUACAUUGAUGUAGAUUUGAUUUGAUUUGAUCCAUUUUAGAAUAAGGUUGUAACGUAACAAAAUGUGGUAAAAGUCAAGGGGUCUGAAUGCACUGUACAUUCUUUGUGAUGGUCAGUUGACUUAUUGGCUAACGUUGCCAGGUUGUUUGCUGCCCCUGCCGUAGGGGAGUAGGCUCAUAAGGAAGGGUGGAUGUUGAGUGCAGCGUAAUCUAGAACAUUUUUGUGCAGAUUUUUCACAAAACAUGGAAAGAGACUCUUUACCUGAAGUAGCAGGUUUUGAAUGCAGUCUGGGGCCCAGCUGCCCAGCCCAACUACCUCUGCCUCUCAGAUUGGGGUGGGUGUGGAAAAUAGACACACAUACUCUCUAUCACUAUGUGUAUGUGUCUGUCUUUCUUACUCGCGCCCUCUCUUUCUGUCCCUCCUCACUCUCUUUCUCAUCACCCCUCCCAGUUCCUGAGGGAUUUGUCACCGUUUUUCUUGCUGAAUCACUUGCGGGCCCUGAGGGAUUGGUUAGGGCUCAAGACACUCACCCCUCACUCUUCCUGUGGCAACCCCUCCACUCAGCCCCUCGCCGUAAAACGGAACUGGUUGCGUGAUCAGCCUCAGUGUGACUGGCAGGAGGUGGAGGGUUUAGCUAAAACCCUACACACUAGGUAAACCAUUCAGUUUCCUUCCUUGAUUAAAGCUGUGAACAGACCCCAGACCUUCAUAUCUCUCUCUCUCUUUCUCUCUCUCUCUCCAUUGUUACUCUCCAUUCCUCUCCCCCUGGUGAUACCGCUCCACUCCUCUCUGGUGCUCCACACCUCGACUUCUCUCCAUUCCUCCUCAUCCUGUGUGGUAGGGCAGAUGUGCUCCAUAGGUUUUGCGCGGUCGCUGGGCUUUGCCCUUCUGCCCCUGGCUGUGUGCUGUAUCAUGGCCAACAUCCUGCUGUUCUUCCCUGGAGGAGAGAUCCAGUAUGUCCAACAGGAGAGACUGUCCAGGCUGAUCUGGUUCAUGAUGGGAAUCGGAGGGGGAGGUGUGUUGAUGUUCCUGCCUGCUGGAGUGUUCAUCAGCCUGGGGAAGUGUACAGGCUGCUGUUGGAAUGAAAGCUUCAUGAUGUGUGGGUCGGUAAUGGCAGCUCUAGUGGGUCUGGCCGGCUCGGGAUACUGUUUCAUCAUCUCAGCCAUGGCCAUGUUGGAGGGACCUCAGUGCUUCACUGCUCUGGGAUGGUCUUAUCCCUUCGCCAAUGAGGGAGGAAGGUACCUAAUGGAGAAGGACACGUGGUCUAAGUGCCUGCAGCCUGUCAGCGUUGUAGAGUGGAACGUGACCCUGAUGUCCAUCCUGCUGGGCCUCAGUGGGCUGGAGUUCAUCAUAUGUGUCCUGCAGGUCAUCAAUGGGCUGGUGACAGCUGUCUGCAGACCCUGCUGCUACAAGCAGGACUAUACCCUCAAUGCCUAAACACACAUAGAUGAGACACACACACACACGCAGAGACAGACACACACACACACGCAGAGACACACACACACACACAGACACAGACACCUGCACACACACACAAAAUUUGACACACACAUGUAAAUUAUACAUACACACGCAUGCAUAUAACAUAAGAUUGAUGUGCAUACACAUGAUAUGACACAUAAGACACAUGCACACACAUACGAUACACGCCAGGAGCGUGUACAAUGACAUCUGUUUAACAUUGCUUUCCAAACACUCCUGGAGGCGCAUCUCAAUAGUCCAACUUCCUCUCCUCGUAUCCUACAUAGUCCCUGGGCCAGUUUCUAAUCAGAAAGUGUGAUUAAUAAGCGAAUGCUGUCUCAUCCCUGUAUGAGGGAGAGAUACCUGUCUGAAAGUUCAGUUAAUUUAUAGUAUUCAUUUCAAAGCACUGUAUUAGAAAUACACUGAAUGAAUGUGUGUAUAAUACAGACCGGAACUGUAGUAUUUUUUAUGUCUUAAGUCUACAUUUUACUAAAGCACAAAAGUAUAUAUUUUUUUGUAUGAGAGUUUUGUCUUUUGUAUUACUGUUUUCAUUUUCUGAAAAUUGUUGUCUCGCAGAUGCUAAAUUGUUAAGGCCAUUUUAUAUAUUUAGUGCAUUUGUCAUAUAUUUUAGUGUUUGUGCUGCCUUAACUAAAUACGUAUUUUCCAUUUUAAUUGUUCUGAUUAUAAUUUUUUGUAAACAUACAUUUGUCAACGCUGUAUACUUUGAUACGGGUUAACGGGUUGGUUGGUUAGCAACAAAACUGACACGUGCGCAACUAUGGGGCAAAACAAACAGGGUUGGCUUAGAUUGUUGAAAACAUGUCAAUUAUAUUUUGUCUCUAAUGUUUAUUGAAAACCUAAAUAUACUGAACAAAAAUAAAAACGCAACAUGUAAA